CCAUCCCAAGCAUCUCGACUCUGCGCUCUACCUCGGUGCUCCUGAUUCCUCGGUACUAACCCAAUAUUCGCGCAGAACCCUACUUCUCCCUCCUCAAAAUGUCUAAGCUCUUUGUUGGUGGCCUGGCCUGGCACACCACUGAUGAAACCCUCCGCCAAGGAUUCCAGGACUUCGGAGUCGUCGAGGAAGCCGUCGUUGUCAAGGACCAUGAUACCAACCGCAGCCGUGGUUUCGGAUUCGUCCGGUUCGCAACCGAUGAGGAUGCCGACAAGGCUAUGGAGGCCAUGAACAACCAGGAAUUCGAUGGUCGGGUUAUCCGAGUCGACAAGGCUUCGGAGCGGCCUCGCGGCGGCGCUGGAGGUGGCGGUUUCCACGGCCGAGGUGGCUACAACCAGCGUGAAGGAGGCAAUGGAGGUUACCGUGGUGGUUACGGUUCGUCAUCCAUCCUCCGCUCGACGUGGUCUCGAAGUAUCAGCUAACCCAGAUUACAGGUGGCGGCGGUGGCUACGGCGGCGGUGGUAGUAAGUCUAAGCUUCUCCUGACAUUCGCCUCACAGUCUCACUGAUGAAAAGAUUACUAGACUGGCGUAGCCCCCAGCAGCAAUCCUACGACUCGAACCAGAAUGCUUGAUUGCCUGC
Messenger RNA from Aspergillus brunneoviolaceus CBS 621.78, 638 nucleotides. RefSeq names its product RNA recognition motif domain-containing protein. Bases 99 to 479 code for a protein of 126 amino acids. Gene Ontology annotation, molecular function: RNA binding. The transcript is spliced from 4 exons. NCBI's taxonomy places the organism in Eukaryota, Fungi, Ascomycota, Eurotiomycetes, Eurotiales, Aspergillaceae. The record is from RefSeq and is a predicted model, not a curated record.